Molecule: messenger RNA, 189 nt
Organism: Onychomys torridus (southern grasshopper mouse)
Lineage: Eukaryota; Metazoa; Chordata; Mammalia; Rodentia; Cricetidae
Product: beta-defensin 33-like
Exons: 2
Coding region: 1-189 (62 amino acids)
Biological process (GO): cell chemotaxis; defense response to bacterium
Molecular function (GO): CCR6 chemokine receptor binding; chemoattractant activity
Source: RefSeq, a predicted model, not a curated record
AUGAAGCUGCUGUUUCUUCUUUUUCUCCUUCUUGUAUGUUUUACUCAGAUAGGAUCGGGGCACAGAGGAAAUUUGAGAUUUCGUCAAUGUGAGAAAAUGGGUGGCAUGUGCAAGAAUCAAAAAACCCAUGGGUGCUCCAUCCUGCCUGCAGAAUGCAAAAGUCGAUACAAACACUGCUGUAGGCUUUAA